Molecule: messenger RNA, 1637 nt
Organism: Talaromyces proteolyticus
Lineage: Eukaryota; Fungi; Ascomycota; Eurotiomycetes; Eurotiales; Trichocomaceae
Product: aspartic peptidase domain-containing protein
Exons: 1
Coding region: 416-1294 (292 amino acids)
Biological process (GO): proteolysis
Molecular function (GO): aspartic-type endopeptidase activity
Source: RefSeq, a predicted model, not a curated record
UAAUAAUAAAAUUACUGUUGUAUAUAUAUUAUUACUCCUGCUGUCACGGGUUGGAUUUUUUCUACUCAGACCAGCCAUUUUCAUUCAUUAGGAUUAUAUUCAUCAUGGCCGGCAUUCUUUCUACUGCCAUUUCCCUGCUGCUCGUCAGCGAGUCGCUCGCGGCUCCAACACUUCAAAAGCGAGGCAUUCGCAGCCCGGCCCAUCGCUUCAUUCCUUCUCGCGCGUCCGUUAACAAUGAUACCGGCGCUGUUUACGACAACUUCGAUGGCGGUGGUUGGAUCAUUCCUGUCCUCAUUGGUGGGCAGCAAGUGAUACUGAACCUGGACACUGGUUCUUCUGAUCUGUACGUGUCUUGGAAUAGAAUAGAAAAGAACAAGUCAAAACUAACAAUACCAGAUGGACCGCAAGUACCCUCAUGCCCUCCGAUCAGCAGUCUACCGUCACCUCGGGAUCCAUCUACGACCCCAGCAGAAGCUCGACUUACCAAGAGAUGACCGGAUUCAACUUCAGCCUGGGAUACGCCGACGGUUCUGGCGCGUCUGGCCCCGCAGCCAUGGACACGGUGAAUAUCGGCGGUGCCACUGUGCCCAACAUGCCAUUUGGCGUGUGUUCUGACCUGAGAUACGGCGGCGGUGGCUCCGGCAGCCGUGACACUGACGGCCCUGUCGGUUUGGGCUUCGGCGUCGAGAACUCCAUCCGCCCCACGCCGCAGUGCACCUUCAUGGAAUGCCUCGAACCUUACGUCCCUGAGCCCGUCUUCAGCACAGCCUUCAAGACCAAUAACUCCGGCUUCAUCGAUUUCGGAUACGCCGACAGCGCUGCCUACACUGGCAACCUGACCACCAUCCCCAUUGCCAACACCAGCUCCGGCAACGAGGGCCAGUGGGUGUACCAGGGUGCGCAGUUUGGGUCUGGUGGCCAGGUGUUCUCUGCCGCCGCCAUCGAUCUCGACUUUGAUUCUGGCACUUCGUCUCUCUCUGUCUCUGCGGACAUCGCCUCGGCGUACUUUGGCCUGAUCGAGGGUUCCUCCAACUCGUCUGGCUCAUGGCAGUACCCCUGCGGCUCGACGCUGCCAGACCUUGACUUUAUUUUCAACUCUGCCAACAGCGGGCCCAACACGGUGACCAUCCCAGGCGCGAACCUGAAGAACGGUGAUGCGUCGACUGGCGACUGUGGUACGUGGAUGAAUGUUGUGACGGGCCGUGGUAACGCCGGUAUUCCAUUCUAUAUCAGCAAGUACAUGAUCUGGAACCAGUCUGUUCCUACCCUGUCGUUUGCGGAUCAGGUGAACUAAGUUAGGACCUGAGAAUUUUUCGUUGUAUAUACAUAUGUAGACUUGUAAGUGUCAGGACAUGUACAUAUUAAUUACAAACCUUGAAUACCUUCCAUUUUGUGUAUCUUGGAUCACCCUGCUAUUGAAGCCAUCUGGAGAUGGACAGGGAGGAGUCGGGAUGAGUAGGGGUUAUAAAUUGAUCAAUUGAUAGAUUAGUCAGGUCAAUGGAUUAGAUAGCACAUAAAGUAAGUACAGGUGACGCACUAAAUGACCUACAGUACAUGUGAAUUGAUUCAAUGAUAACUAGAAUAAUAUUGACAUAUGCUAUACGAUAGCAAUGGAUUCACUAAGACAUCGUUUGUCG